AUGCUUCGUACAGUAUUUGCAACUCGUGCUCAACCAGCAGCACGAAAUUUAUUACUUGUUACUAAGCGAUUUCAACAAUCAUCGGCUUCAUCUGGUUCUAGUAAACCAGCAUCAGGUCCAAGUGCAACACAAUCUGCAAGCAGUAGUGCUUCAUCGGCUCCUAAAACACAAAGUGCACCAGCUGAUCGAUCAAGCAAUCCUCAGAAACCAACAACCCCUCCUCCAUCAACAAAAUCAUCGUCAUCAUCAUCAUCAGCAUCAUAUCCUACAAGUGGUGGUAGUGGUGGAACAGGCAAAGCUAUUGCUUAUGGUCUUGCACUUGGUCUUGGUGUUACACUUUUAUAUGCUGAAUAUGACAAUAAUACAUUUCGUCGUAAAGUUGAAUCAAUGAUUCCACUUAGUUCAACAGUUUUAAGUGGUCUCGAUAAAAUUAUUGAUCCAGUAUUUGGUCGACAUAAAAGAUUAACAGACAUUAUAUCAGAAAAAAUGCCUGAUAUUUCCGGUAUAACUGAUAAAUUACCAGACAAAGAUCAAAUUAAAAAAGCUGGUGAACAAGUUAAAGAUGCUGCUAAUGCCGCUUACAAUAAAUUACCAGACCAAAAACAAAUUCAAAAAGCUGGUGAAAAAGCUAAAGAUGCUAUUAAUGAUGCUUAUGACAAAUUACCUGAAUAUAAAAAAGUUAAAGGCGCUGUUAUUCAUGCUGCUGAUCAAGUUAAAGAUGCUGCACACUCAGUACGAGAUACUGCUAGUCAUGCUGCUGAUAAAGCUAAAGAUGCUGCCAAAUCAGUACGAGAUGCUUUACCACAAACAAAAGGUGUCUCUGGUGAACAAUCACGUCUUGGCAAUGAUCCAGUAUUUUUAGAAGAAGCUGGUGAAGUUGUCACCAAACCACCACGCAAAAUUAAAUAA
Molecule: messenger RNA, 909 nt
Organism: Adineta steineri
Lineage: Eukaryota; Metazoa; Rotifera; Eurotatoria; Adinetida; Adinetidae
Source: the annotation of a GenBank genome assembly